This is a messenger RNA of Dermacentor andersoni, 1318 nucleotides long. RefSeq names its product Autophagy-related 10 (gene Atg10). Gene Ontology annotation, molecular function: Atg12 conjugating enzyme activity. Gene Ontology annotation, biological process: autophagosome assembly; protein lipidation; protein modification by small protein conjugation. Gene Ontology annotation, cellular component: cytosol. The record is from RefSeq and is a predicted model, not a curated record. NCBI's taxonomy places the organism in Eukaryota, Metazoa, Arthropoda, Arachnida, Ixodida, Ixodidae.
AGCGGCGAGAGAAAAGUUGGGGCAGCGACGUAGCUGGUUGCACUCAGUGCUUGGGCGAUUCCAGGCUUGUAUCGUGGCCCUAGCAGCGCUGCUUUCGCUGUUGCAUUUGUUUUUCUUGGGCUGAGCAGGUAACCAUGUGCCAUUACGGUACGAAAAGGCCUUCUUAGUCGAGGCGCGUCAUUCUCAUUGCAUGAAAGCGCCUCUUUAUGAACCGGUGUAACAGAAAAACACAUUAAUGAGCAUUAUCACUACAUUCGGUCCGUUCGGCCUUGCAUCUGCGGUGGCAUCGUUCGCUAGUAGCUACGCAAUAAACAACGCAGCCAGCAGUGGAGCGAACGCCUCUCACCAACACCACCGAAAAAAACCCCACUCUUCCCCCUUGCGAAGAGUGGUCGAGCCCGUGACGUCACGUCCUGUUCGUCUGCCUGAAUGAAAAAAGGAGCACAAAAAUGCUGGAAUGGGACGAAUUUCUGCGCUGUUGCAAAGAGAUUGAAGCCGUCUCGGCCACGUUAGACGACGGCUGGCGUUGCGUGGUCGACAAGGAAGGUGAGCUGGGAUCCACGUACCUGGAGAAGCGGUGCACCUCUCUGCACAAGACUUCCGGUCAGCGCGCUUCUUGGUCUGGAGACUUGCUGGGCGCGGAAGCUGAACAGCGCCUCGAAGAGGCGGCGCCAGACCCGGGCUGCGCCGACGUCGGGGACCGCGUGGAGGAGGUCCUGCAGUUCGUGUACCACGUGAUCUACAGCGCCAGUUACGGGGUGCCCGUCAUGUACUUCAACGUUUGGAGACGCGACGGCAGCUUGCUCCCGCUGAGCGACGUCUGGUCCCUGAUGCCCGAAUGCCUGCAGGAGCAGCUGAAGCAGCUGCGGUGGUCGACCGUGACGCAGCAGGAGCACCCGAUCCAUGGGGUCCCCUACUUCCAGCUUCACCCGUGCAAGACGGCCCAGCUCAUGGAGCAGACGCGGCCAAAGCACCAAGACGGAAAGCACAGCAAUUACCUGGUGACGUGGCUCAGCUCGGUAGCUCCCGUGGUUGGUCUGGAGUUUCCUGUCCAGUACUCCGCCAUCGUGGCACCGGCGUCCUCGUGACGUCUAGUGACGUCAUAUAUACGACUUCACUGGGUGCUGUUAGCGCCUCCCAAGCGCAGCUUCUCUGUACUGUAGUGCGAUGUUACUGCUGUACGCAUGCGUAAUGCGCCGUGCCACAUUAAGAGUGACUGUGCACCACGGAGAUGAUAAUGAUGAUGACUUCUUUCUGUACUUUGGGGCUGUUUCCUUUGCCGUUACGUCUUAAUGAACAAUAAAAGUGAGCCAGAUAA